Phascolarctos cinereus (koala) is the source of this 3525-nucleotide messenger RNA. The record is from RefSeq and is a predicted model, not a curated record. Lineage: Eukaryota; Metazoa; Chordata; Mammalia; Diprotodontia; Phascolarctidae.
AUGGAGCAAGAUGAAGGCCCAGGCUCAGGGCAAAACCCUACCCAGAAAUCCCGGCGGAAUCGGGCUCGAAGCUGGGAACUGGAGAGGAGGCGAGAGGGUCCUGUCCUGUCUGCCUGGCAGCGCAGCGGAGAACCCCGCUCCCGAGAGCAGAGCUCGCGCGAGGGGCCCCAACUUCGGGCCCAGCCCCGGCCGCAGCAGCUGAGAAGGAGGAGGAACAGGGUGCAGCAGCCUCGGGGGCCAGAGGGGUUCGGUCCGUCAGUCCAGAAGAAGCCAGGGAGUCCCAGACAGCUGCAGGCUCAGCCCGGAGGGGAGCGGGAGCCGUCGCUGAGUGCGUGCCAUGGUAGCUCCAAGCCCGGAGCGGACCGCUCCCAGGGCUGGUGUAAAGGAGCCCCCGGGUCUCCCGAGCUGGAGAAUGCGGCGACGCAGCUCAGCCUGCUGCUGCUGCUGUUACUGCUGGGGGGCUCAGCGCGGGCGGCGCGGGGCCACGAACGCGGUCAGGGCCCCCAGCAGCCCUUCGAGAUGCUCUACAACCGCGGCGUCGAGGCAUUCUCGGCCGGGGACUUUCAGGCCGCAGUGCGCUACCUGGAACAGGCGCUGAGCAGCCGCCGCAGGCUGCGGGAGGAGAGGCUGCGCUGCCGCCUCGAGUGCGGGGCCAGGGCGCCCCUGAGGACAGCGCGCGGCGGCGGCCCGGCCUGGGAGCUGCGCUUCUUGCGCGCCCUACUGGAGCGGGCUCGUUGCGUGCGCCGCUGCGAGCGGGCGGACGAGGACAGUGGGUGCGGGGAGCACUGCGCUGCCGCCAGCGCACGAGUCCUGAGCCGCAGCCCAGAGGACGUGAGCCUAGACUUCCAGAAGAGGAUGCCCUACAGCUACCUGCAGCAGGCCUACAGCCAGACAAAUCAGAUGGAAAAAGCUGCUGAAGCUGCCUAUACUUUCCUAAUGGCCAACCCUGAGCACAUGGCAGUGCCUUCUCAUGAUGAGAAUACUGAAACGGUGGCAGGAACCAAGCUGGUUGAUCGAGAAGCCCAACCCCAUCUGGAACACUACCGGGACGCUGUAGAAUUUUAUGAAGCUGAUAACUUCCAGUCGGCUAUUGAGUCCUUUGAACAAGCUUUAAAGGAAUAUUUUGUGGCUGACAGGGAAUGCCGGGUUCUGUGUGAGUGGUCCCAGAGCUAUGGUGACUAUGACAAUCUAGCAAAAACUGAUGGCUUCUAUGAAGUCAUUGCAGGUCUCUACUCCCAGCGUCUGAUAUGUGAGCAUGACUGUGUGAGGGAGCUCGCCACAUGGCCUGGACAGCUCUCUCCCAUCGAGAACUUCCUCCCUCUUCACUUUGACUACCUACAGUUCUCCUAUUAUCAAGUUGGCAACUAUGUGAAAGCCCUGGAGUGUGCCAGGGCCUACCUCCUAUUUCACCCGGAUGAUGAGGAUGUGCAGGACAAUGUGAAGUACUAUGAGAGUGUGUUAGAAGAGAGCAUGGACCCCCAAACCAUCAAACCUAGGGAGGAUGCUACAAUAUUUAUGAAACGGCAUAGACUUGAAUCUGAGCUUAUCACGUCAGCUGUGGUCCACCUAGGCAUUCCCUACACUGAACAGAAUUACUGGACCCACGGUGGAGGACGACAGGAAGAGCCUCAGGUCCUUUCAGAGAUGGGAAGCAGGAUGACCGAGGCUCCUGAGCAGUCUGUGGGGAAGCAGCCCGUGCCUAGGCUGGAGCGGGACCUUCGAGAGGGGGGGCCGCUGCUCUACAGCCACGUGAAGUUUGUUUAUAACUCAGAACAGCUGAACGGAACCCAGAGGAUGCUGCUCGAUAAUGUCUUGUCGGAGGAGGAAUGCAGAGAGCUCCAAAGCAUGACCAGUAGAAUAAUGCUUGCUGGCAGUGGGUACCAAGGGGAAGUUUCACCCCUCACUCCCAAUGAGAAAUUUGAAGGUGCCACCAUCCUAAGAGCCCUCAAGUUUGGCUAUGAAGGCCGAGUACCCUUGAAGAGCGCGAGGCUGUUCUACGAUGUCAGUGAAAAGGCCCGCAAAAUCGUCCAGUCUUACUUCAUGCUGAACUCUACCCUCUACUUCUCCUUCACUCACCUGGUUUGUCGAACGCCUCUGUCAGGUUCAAAGCACCAGCUGGGACAUUUCUUCCUUCCUGUGUGUUUCCCAAAUGGAUUUUAUCAGCCACAAAAUAGGGAUGACCUCAGUCACCCCAUCCAUGCUGACAACUGCUUCUUGGACUCAGACACCAACGAAUGUUGGAAGGAGUUUCCUUUGGCCGCAAGGGAUUACAGUGCCAUCCUCUAUAUGAAUGAAGACUUUGAAGGCGGAGAGUUCAUCUUCACCAGCAUGGAUUCCCAAACUGUGACUGCCUCCAUCAAACCAAAGUGUGGACGUAUGGUCAGCUUUUCCUCAGGCAGAGAGAACCCCCAUGGGGUGAAGGCUGUGACCAAGGGGCAGCGGUGUGCUGUUGCUCUGUGGUUUACCUUGGACCCAUUGUACAGGGAGUUGGAACGUCUGCAGGCAGAUGAAAUGAUCAGACAGUGGAACCACGAACAGGGCAUCAACCCCAAAGACGAGCUAUGAACAUGGCCAAGAGUGCCCUAUCAAAUAUUUAUUUAAGAACGUUAAUCUUAUUAGAACCUUUUAUUUUUGUACAGAGUCUUGCUAUAAAUUAACGCGUGAACAUGAGUCUCUGAAGCCUCCCUUUGUCUACAACCCUUCAAUCUUCUGGUUGGCACAUCUUUCAAGAGAAUCAAUCGAGCAGUCGAUCAAUAAGCACCUGCUGAGUGCCUUCCAUGUGCUGGGGAACUCACAAGGAGCCCCCGGCCUGGGGAGCUGACCUCCAAUCCCACAAGCAUGUAUUUGUAUUAAGUACCUACUCAGUGCCCCCAGCAUGGGGCUCCAGUGCCAGGAGGACAAAGAGAAACAGAAAAAGUCCCUGCUCUCCAGGUGUGCAAAAGAAACACCCAAACCCCUCCUGUUCAGUGUGCUGAGGGUGUCAAGGCCCAGACAGCAAGGGUCCCUCCUUUCUCUCCUCGGCAGAAUUCCAAGCUUUGGAGCCCAGAGCUUGAGGUGCUGUUAGGCGUGUUAGCUCAUAUGAGCUCCACAACUCUGGGCCGUAGUGUGCUUCCUGCCACUAUUUUACAGAUGAGGAAAGAGGCAGGGAGAUGUUAAGGGACUUGCACAGGGAGUCUUUGAGUCAAGAUUUGAACGUGGGUCUCAGUCCCACACUAUCCACUUCGUCUCUUCGAUGCCAUUCAUGAAAAAAGCCACCAAGCCAUUCCAGGCCAAGGCCAAGAGCCCAGACCUAGGGAGUCAUUUCUGGUAUUUACCCCACAGAACCAAGAACCUGCUCCAGGAACACUCAUGGCGAGGCCUGGUUUCUUCUCCUGUGUAUCCCCUGUGGAGGCCAGAUUACUUGUCAGCAAUUUCCCUGAUCAUUUUCUCCAGCUUUUGGGGGGGGUCCCUCAGUUUUGUUACUGUACAACACAUUCGUGCUUUCAUCUGAAUCUUCUAAUAAAGGGAAACUUUAUUUUAACUCCA